This is a messenger RNA of Mangifera indica (mango), 981 nucleotides long. Its product is annotated as heat shock 70 kDa protein BIP1-like. The transcript has 4 exons. Gene Ontology annotation, molecular function: heat shock protein binding; misfolded protein binding; ATP-dependent protein folding chaperone. The record is from RefSeq and is a predicted model, not a curated record. Gene Ontology annotation, cellular component: nucleus; cytoplasm; endoplasmic reticulum lumen. Gene Ontology annotation, biological process: endoplasmic reticulum unfolded protein response; cellular response to unfolded protein; protein refolding. Bases 1 to 981 code for a protein of 326 amino acids. NCBI's taxonomy places the organism in Eukaryota, Viridiplantae, Streptophyta, Magnoliopsida, Sapindales, Anacardiaceae.
AUGUGUACAAUUUUCCGUUUGGUUGCUGGAAAGUAUGGAAGGAAGAUGGGAAAUGGAUUUAUUUUGAACAUGGACUUGUUCAAGAAAACCAUGGGGCCAGUGAAGAAGGCACUGGCAGAUGCCCAAUUGAGGAAAUCUGACAUUGAUGAGAUUCUGCUCGUUGGAGGAAGUACUCGGAUUCCAAAAGUUCAGGAAUUAUUGAAAGAUUUUUUUGAUGGGAAGGAGCCGAAUAAAGGUGUGAAUCCUGAUGAAGCUGUGGAUUAUGGAGCUGCAGUUUAUGAUGAAAUUCUUAGUACUGAAAGAGAUGAAAGAAUCUACGGUUUAGGUUUGCUUCUUCUGGCUCCCCUAAGUCUUGGUAUCGAAACUGCUGGUGGGAUUUAUGAAGGUGAAAGGAGCCUGACAAAGGAUUGUUGUGAGCUUGGAAAGUUUAAUUUCUCUGGCAUUGCUCCUGCUCCAAGGCAAGUUGACAGCAUAAGACAUCUCAAUAUAGAGACCAAAAUUGAGUUAACACUUGAGGUUGAUAACAUUGACAUCAAAACUGUAAAAGCUGAGGACAAGGCAACAAAAAAGUCAGAAUCCUUCACCAUAAACGCUGGCAUGAGGUGUCUGAGUCAAGAAGAGACCGAAAGAAUGGUGAACGAGGCUGAGGAAUUUGAGGAAGAACAUAAGAAAAUAAGAGAGAAAAUUGGUGCCAGGAAUGGACUGGAAAGCGUCAUGAGUGAGGAAAAAGAGAAUAAGAUUGAUGGUCAUGAUAAAGAGAAGCUUGGAAGCUCCAUGAAGACAACCAGAAUGCUGAGAAGAAUGAGGAGGCUGAAGGUGUUUAUAAUCCUAUUAUUAUUAGACAGGUUUAUGAGAAGAGUGGUGGUGCAAGUUCAGGUUAUUCACAGUGAGAAGAAGAGGAAGAUGAAUACCAUCAUGAAUAAAGGAGAGAAAGAUGAUAAAAAAGAAGAAAGAAUUCAGUUUUUUAUCAUGAGUGCUUGA